GGUGCACUCUGGGACACGGCGCUGGCGGGAGGCGCGGGCCGGUGGCGGAGGUGAGGGGACUCGGGCGGCGGCAGGAUGGUGAAGCUGACGGCGGAGCUGAUCGAGCAGGCGGCGCAGUACACCAACGCUGUGCGGGACCGCGAGCUGGACCUUCGCGGAUAUAAAAUUCCUGUCAUUGAAAAUCUAGGUGCUACUUUAGACCAGUUUGAUGCUAUUGAUUUUUCUGACAAUGAGAUCAGGAAACUGGAUGGUUUUCCUUUAUUGAGAAGAGAGCCUUUCCAUUUUUAUUUUAGCCGAAUAGGUGAGGGACUUGAUCAGGCUCUUCCCUGUCUGACAGAGCUCAUCCUCACCAACAACAGUCUAGUGGAGCUGGGUGAUCUGGAUCCUUUGGCAUCUCUCAAAUCACUGACAUAUCUAAGCAUCCUAAGAAAUCCUGUAACAAAUAAGAAGCAUUACCGACUUUAUGUCAUCUAUAAAGUUCCACAAGUCAGAGUACUGGACUUUCAGAAAGUGAAACUAAAAGAGCGUCAGGAAGCAGAGAAAAUGUUCAAGGGCAAACGGGGUGCACAGCUUGCAAAGGAUAUUGCCAGGAGAAGCAAAACUUUUAAUCCAGGUGCUGGUUUGCCAACUGACAAAAAGAAAGGCGGGCCAUCUGCAGGGGAUGUUGAAGCCAUCAAGAAUGCCAUCGCAAACGCAUCGACGUUGGCAGAGGUGGAGAGGCUGAAGGGCUUGCUACAGUCCGGCCAGAUCCCUGGCAGAGAGCGCAGAUCAGGUCAGAGACUCUUGUGUGUGGCCUUGCAAGAUGUCCCACUGGGGAUGAUUACAGAGGAGUACCUGGUGGGCAUGACAACACAGGCCUGGGAUCCCUGUAUUUGGGAGGUUGAGGCAAGAGGAUCAGGAGUUGAAGUUUGAGACCAGCUUCAGCUACACGAGACCCUUUCUCCAAAAAGAAAAAAGAAAAGGAAAGAAGUAGGGAGGCAGGACAAUAAAGUUAAGCCAUUGGGAUAUUUGUGGGGUCUUUACAAGUUGUAGCAAAACAUUCUAUAACAUGAAAAGAACAAAGUUCUAGAGGUGGUUGUGAACUUCUAAGUCAAGUGCUAUAUAACGGACAUUUUGAUCAACUGACACAUUGCAUAUACAAUAGUGAUCCUGUAAAGUCACAGCUUAAAAAUUGUUCUGCCUGUUUUUUGUUGUGUUGUGGUUUUCUUUGGGGGGUGGGGACGGGUUCCCAAGACUGGGUUCCUCUGUAACAGUCCUGGGUGUCCUGGAACUCACUUUGUAGACCAGGCUGGCCUCGAACUCACAAAG
Messenger RNA from Peromyscus maniculatus bairdii (prairie deer mouse), 1308 nucleotides. The record is from RefSeq and is a predicted model, not a curated record. Lineage: Eukaryota; Metazoa; Chordata; Mammalia; Rodentia; Cricetidae.